Mytilus californianus (California mussel) is the source of this 9954-nucleotide messenger RNA. RefSeq names its product endoribonuclease Dicer-like. The record is from RefSeq and is a predicted model, not a curated record. Gene Ontology annotation, biological process: rRNA processing; pre-miRNA processing; apoptotic DNA fragmentation. NCBI's taxonomy places the organism in Eukaryota, Metazoa, Mollusca, Bivalvia, Mytilida, Mytilidae. Gene Ontology annotation, cellular component: RISC complex; nucleus; cytoplasm. Gene Ontology annotation, molecular function: deoxyribonuclease I activity; protein binding; RNA binding. The coding region runs from base 140 to 5836 and encodes 1898 amino acids. The transcript is spliced from 16 exons.
UUAGUUUCCUACUAUUCAUAAUAGUGGUAUUGAUAUGAAACAAUUGAAUGCAUAUAUAGCAGCAUAUUUUAUAGGAGCUAAUUAGUUAUGGGUGUAAAACAACUUUUUAUAUACAUAUAUACAUGUAUAUCUUUUGUAGAUGGUUAGGAUAGGACCAGACACUUCAAAAAGACUGCCCAGACAUCUUAGAAAUGAAGAUAUACCAACACAUACCUUUACACCACCUACCUAUCAAGUGGAACUUCUUGAUGCAGCAUUACACAGGAAUACCAUUGUGUGUCUGGGAGCAAGUUCUGGUAAAAUGUUCCUGGCUGUCAUGGUACUUCGUGAAUCGUCCUACCAGCUCAGAAAACCCUUGAAAGAAGGAGGCAAAAGAAGUGUGUACCUAACUGAUAAUGAAACAUUUGUUGAUCAGCAGGUUCAAAUAAUACAGCACCAUACAGACCUUCAGGUCAGUCAGCAUUUGAAUAAAGAUAGCAUAGAAACCAUGACAACAGAAAAAUGGCAAGAUCUCAUAAAAUCGAAUCAUAUCCUAUUUCUGUCAUCACAUGUUUUGAAUUAUGUUUUGCAAGAAGACAUUUUACAUCCAUCAGAAGUUAAUGUAUUAAUUUUUGAAGACUGUCAUGUCGUUAAUAAAGAUCCUGUUUAUGCUCAAAUUUUACAAAAGAUGAAUGACACCUCAUUGGAAUGUAAACCAAGAAUUCUAGGACUAACAUCAUCAGUGACAGCCACACGCUGUCAAAAUCCAGCUGAUCUAGAAUCAACAAUAUCAACACUGGAAACAAAACUAGAUGCUGUUGCAGAAACCUCAACUCUGAUUAUGUCCCAGAGAUAUGGAAUAUGGCCAAAAGAACAAAUUAUCACAUGUGAAAAGUAUGAAGAUACAACUGGUUUAGUGGAUCAGCUUGAAAAUAUACUACUUGAUGCUCUGGAAUUUCUGGAAGAUUUCAAAAUUAAAGAAGAUGAAGAAAAUGAAAAUAAAGUAAGCAAUGAUCCAUGUCAAAUCUCAAAAACUGUCGUAUGUGAAUGUCUUAAUAUUUUGUAUAAACUUGGUCCUUGGUGUGCUGCUAGUAUAGCACAGAUGUUUCUUACUCAACUUGAAAAAAUGGAAAAACAAGAAACGGAAAUAUUAGCUAAAAAGUUUUUAAGAUUUAGUUCAACACAGUUAAGAAUGCUUAACACUGUAUUUGAAAAUAACUUUACUCCAGAUUAUAAUGUUGAUGCGUUGCUUUUAUAUGCAUCUCCAAAAGUACGAGAGCUUGUGAACCAUUUGAAGAAUUAUAAGCCAGACUACGACUUUAUGAUAAUAAGCAGCGAGGAUAUGGAUGGAAUGAUGGGAGAUAAUGAAUCUGACAUGUCUGAUGAUUCUGAAUUCGAUGAUUCUGAGAAUGAAGAUGAUAAUAAAAGAUCCAAUGUAAUUCAUGUAGCAAUUAAAAAGGAAGGAUCAGAGGAUAGUACCAAAAAGGCAUCAGAUCCAUUUUCUGUUGAUGCAGAGAAAUAUCUGUGUGGUAUUGUCUUUGUGGAUCAUAGAUUUGUAGCAAUAGCACUGAACAAGAUGAUGGAGGAAGUUUGUUCAUGGGAUGACAGUUUAUGUUUUGUCAAAUGCCAUCAAAUUACAGGCCAGAAAAAGAAAACUCUUAAAAAGGAUAUCAAUAAAAAACAAGAGGAUAUUUUAAGGAAAUUCAGACUUCAGGAGCUUAAUUUGUUAAUAGCAACAAGUUUCUUGGAAGACGGAAUUGAUGUUCCAAGAUGUAAUAUGAUUAUGAAAUUUGAUCCACCUAAAGAUUACAGGUCAUACAGUAGAUCUAAGGGUUUAGCGAGAGCUAAAGAUGCAGAGUAUCUUAUACUUAUCGAUGAUAAUAAGACAGAAACAUUCAAAGAAGAUCUACAGAUGUUUAAAGGUGUUGAAAAAGUUUUGAUUGGAUGGAGACAGAAUAAAGAAAGUGAAAAUGACCUUGAAAUAAUAGAAGAUGACUUAGAUUGUAUAGAGUUACUUCCCCCUUAUUAUCCCAACUCUGACAUGCCAUCCAUUCAAGUCAACUUAUGUAAUGCCAUAGCAUUAGUCAAUAGAUAUUGUGCCAAACUGCCUAGUGAUGCCUUUACACAUCUGACACCCAAGUGUCAUCUUAACAGUGUGAAAGUCAAUGGAGCCUUAAUGUACCAAGCUAAACUUAGAUUACCAAUCAAUUCACCUAUUAAACUACAAAUAACGAGUGAUUUUAUGCCAACUAAAAGUUUGGCCAAGAGAGCAGUUGCAUUGAAGAUGUGUGAAAACCUCCAUGAAGAAGGUGAAUUAGAUGACCAGCUUGCUCCUGUUGGGAAGGAAUUAUUUUCUUUGGAGGAAGAUGAUAAUAAUGAAUGGGAUGAUGAAGACUUGAUGGGAGAAGCUAGACCAGGAACUACAAAGAGGAAACAGUAUUACCUGAAAAAGACAGCCAAUAUACUGUUAAGAGGAUAUCCUGAGAAACAAAAGAAUAAUUUGUACUUACUGAAAAUGAAGCUGACAAAACCAAUCUCUGAUGAUCAGAAUACCAGAGGAAGAAAACUCAAUGAUCCAGAGGAGACCUCAAGGUCAUUUGGUCUGUUAACCUCAGUUACAAUUCCACAGGUCCCAGAAUUUCCUGUAUAUACCAGGUCAGGGGAAGUAACUGUUAGUAUAGAACUACUUACAUCUGAUGUCUUUUAUAGUCAUGAGGAGCUAGAAAGAUUAUCAAACUUCCACCGAUUUGUGUUCAGCAAUGUCUUACGACUAGAGAAAGAUCCUAUGAUUUUCUCUCCCAACCAAGCUGAGCUUGGUUACUUAAUUAUUCCUUUAGCAAAAGCUACACAAGAAAUUGCUGUUGAUUGGGAGUUUAUUGAAAAAGUAGAAAAGUAUAAGCUCCACGAGAGGAGAAACAUAUAUGAUACAGAAAGGGAACUUUUUGAAUUUACCAAAGAGGAUUAUGAAGAUGCUGUUGUAAUGCCAGGAUACAGGAAUAUUGAUCAGCCUCAACAUUUCUAUGUAGCUGAAAUCAGAAUGGAUCUCAACCCAGCAUCUCCGUUUCCAUCACCAGAACUAUAUAAAACUUUUGCUGAAUAUUAUAUAACCAAGUAUGGUUUAUCAAUUACAAAUUAUGAGCAACCAUUAUUGGAUGUUGAUCAUACUUCUGCUCGGCUCAAUUUAUUGACUCCACGAUAUUUGAAUCAAAAAGGUGUGGCUUUGCCAACAAGUAGUGCAGAGACAAAGAAAGCAAGACGUGAAAAUUUACAACAGAAGCAAAUUCUUAUUCCAGAAUUGUGUGAAAUCCAUGUAUUUCCAGCCUCAUUUUGGAGAAAGGCUGUUUGUUUACCAACAAUUCUUUACAGAAUGAACUGCUUAUUAGUGUCCGAGGAGCUUAGAAUUAUAAUUACAGAAGGUGCUAAUAUAGGACAAGCCUCAAUUCCUCAGGGAUUUAUCUAUGAUGCUUUGAGCUUCUCUUUUCUCAAAGAUGAAGAAACUGAUGAUAUUCCUCUGGACAUGAAUCCCUCCACUGAACAGUCUGAUGAUGAUGAAGUGGAUCAACCAGGGAAAAGUUUAGAAAAGUCUUUCAGUGGUAAUGGUUGUGAUAUUAAUAGUCAGGUGAAAGAUGAUUUUAAUCAUACUAAUGUUAUUAAUGUAGUUGAUGGAGAAACCUCAAAGUGCACAGAAACAUUCCAAGAUGUUGAUAAAUCUUUAGAAACCAAAGAAAAUACUGAUAAUUCUGUUGUAUCUGCAAAUGGCUGGCCAAAUGAUACAGACAUUCCACUCAUUCCAGAUAGUCAGUCAUCAAAUACUGUAUCGCCCUUAUCUUCAAACCCUGUACGAACUGCUGAAGUUUGUUGUGAAUUUGACAAAUUGGUGCUGUCAAAAUCUGAGAAUGAGAACAAUAUGAACAAAGAAAUCGAAAUACAAAUGAAUCAAUCACACAGUGAUUCUACUGAACAAAAUGGGAACAGUUCUACAGAACAAGUUAUAGAACAGGAUGUGUUCAAUCAAAAUGGGAACAGUUCUACAGAACAAGUUAUAGAACAAGAUGUGUUCAAUCAAAAUGGGAACAGUUCUACAGAACAAGUUAUAGAACAAGAUGUGUUCAAUCAAAAUGGGAUCAGUUCUACAGAACAAGUUAUAGAACAGGAUGUGUUCAAUCAGGUGGGACACUUUGGAGAAAAGCCAGUGAAGAAAAAGGAAGAAGACAUAGAAGUGACAGAAGAAGAGCUAAAUAAGCUGAUGUCAUUUGACACUGAUGUGGUGACUGGAGAUUUUAUAGGUCCUUCACCAUGUAUGAUUUUACAGGCCCUGACCAUGUCUAAUGCUAAUGACUUUUUUAGCCUUGAAAGAUUGGAGACAAUUGGUGAUUCAUUCCUUAAGUAUGCUAUCACUGUUUAUCUUUUCUGUACAUAUCCUGGAGUUCAUGAAGGAAAGCUAAGUUAUUUACGCAGCAAACAAGUUAGUAAUUGCAAUUUGUACAGACUUGGUAAAAAGAAAGGUUUAGCUGAAUGUAUGAUCUCAACAAAAUUUGAACCAUAUGAGAAUUGGUUACCACCUGGGUAUCUAAUUAAUGAAGAAAGGAGGAAAGGACCUGUGCCAAAAGUCUUAUUGGCAACAAAGGUAGAAAAAAUACCUGGAAGCAGUUCCACAGUGAACUUUUGUGACAUUAAAAUUGACAGUCAUCCACAUCAUUUAUCAAAUGGAUGGGACAAAUAUGUCCCUUGUUCAAAAGAGGAAAAUGAAUUUAAUAAAGAACUGAAGGAAAUUCAAGCCAAUGUUGAAGAGGAGGAUAGAUCUGAUUCAUCAGAUUGUUUGAUUCCCUACUGCUUACAGACUCUUCAUAGCUUGCCUGACAAGAGUAUAGCUGACUGUGUUGAGUCAUUGAUAGGUUGUUACCUCACAAGUUGUGGAAAGAAAGUGGCAUUGAGGUUCAUGUCAUGGUUGGGUCUCAGAGUUCUACCUCAGAAAAAAACUUUAGAGCAGACUGGUUGCAUAGACACACACGUAUUAUCAUGUCCUAGUUCUCCACUAUUUGAUGGGGAACCAGAUUCGGUCAGUCAGCUUCAACAUCUAUUGAUUGGUUUUGACAAGCUGGAGGAUAAAAUCCACUACCAUUUCAAAGACAGAUCAUAUCUACUACAGGCCUUUACUCAUGCUUCAUAUCAUUAUAACACAGUAACAGACUGUUACCAAAGGUUAGAAUUUUUAGGUGAUGCAAUAUUAGAUUAUGUGAUAACACGACAUCUGUACGAAGACUCUUGUAAAUAUUCACCCGGUGUACUUACUGACUUACGGUCAGCUCUAGUCAACAAUAAUAUAUUUGCUGCACUUGCUGUUAAAUGGGACUUCCAUAAGUUCUUCAAGGCAAUAUCUCCUCCGCUGUUCAAUGUAAUAGAAAAGUUUGUUACUAGGCAGAAGGAGAGAGAAGACGAGAUUGAUCUAGAAGAUGAGGAGGAAGAAGGAGACGAUGAAGUGAAAGUAGAACUAGAAGUUCCCAAAGCUUUAGGUGACAUAUUUGAAUCAUUGGCUGGUGCUAUAUACCUGGAUAGUGGGAUGUCUUUAGACACAGUUUGGAGGGUUUACUAUAGAAUUAUGAAACCACAAAUAGAAAAAUAUCUGAAGAGUAUUCCUAAGUCACCUGUCAGAGAACUUCUAGAGAUGGAGCCAGAGACAGCUAAAUUUGAGAAACCAGAGAGAACAUUAGAGGGAAAAAUCCGAGUAUCAGUGAAUGUUGUUAGCAAAGGGGUAUUUACUGGUGUUGGAAGAAAUUAUAGGAUUGCUAAAAGUGCUGCUGCCAAAAAAGCCUUACGAGGAAUAAAAACUAUGCAAGCUCAGGGACUGGUGCAAUAAAUAUCAUUGAUAAACCAAAAAAAUGUGCCAUAAUUUACUGUAGAUUCAUUUUUAAAAGUUAUCACUUUUUUUCUAAGACAUUGGAGAGAAAUUUAAGUCCUGAAUUAAAAUAUCAAAGGGAAAGUUAAUACUUAGUUCACAUGUGUGAGUGAGACAAAACAGAGUAAUUACUUAAUCAUGUGUGAGUGAGACAAAACAGAAUGAUUACUUAAUCAUGUUUGAGUGAGACAAAACAGAGUGAUUACUUAAUCAUGUUUAUAGGUUGUGUUUAUACUUAAAAGUUAUAAGACCUGAACAGUCAAUGUAUUUCUUGAUAUAUGUCUUUGAUUUAUGAAGUCUCCUUUUUGUUUAUACGUUAGUGACUUGUUGAAAUUUACCUCUUUUUUUCCUGUUAUUCGUUUUUUUGUGAAAGAUUAAACCAAGUCCCUUCAUAUGAGGAUAUGAUACAGUUAAUAUCCAUCAUUGAUUUUUUUCAAUUUUGAUAUGGACUUUUUUAAAUAUAAUAAAAUAUAUCUUCAUGAUUUACUUUCCAAGAUAUUUCAGUUUCAUUAUGGCAUAUUUAUGGAGAAAUAUCAGCAAUUUCAGAUUUGUGCAAUAUUGGAGGAAAACAUAAUGAAGAGAGAUAAUUUCUGUUGGAUUUCUAUAAAAAUAUUCCUUAGUUUGUAGAUGUUCAAGUUUUCUAACAUUUUAUAAAUAAAAAUAAGUUAAUCAAAUUAAACAAUUUAAAUUCGUACAAUUUGACACCAAAACACACACAGAAAAAAAUUUGCAUCUUAAAUUUCUGUUCAACUGAUAAAAAAUUCACAGAGGUCAUCGAUUUCAAUUUUGCUGUAAAAAUCAUCCAGUGUAUGUGUAAUAUCUGAAAAUGUUGAAAAGUAAGUAACUACAAAUCACACCUUCCUGAAAUUUGGUAGCAAUCUUCCUGAGAGCAUGCUUUACUGUAUGAUGUAUUUUCAAUACCAAAUAUUUAUAUAUUCUUACUCAUAAUUGGCAUUAAUGAAAGUUUCGUCACAGUUUUCCCAGGAUCUAUGAAUCGUAGCUAGGAUCAAGCUCCCUGUGAGCAUGUUAAACUUUCAUAUCCAUCACUUAUCUAAGUCAUGUUUACUGAAUACUUAUAGCAUAGGUUGAUAGUGAGCAGUAGUUCACAGUUCAACUUUUUGUUUAUUUUUAUAAUGUCAUCUUGUUACAUUUUUCUCAUUGAUAAAUAUGCAGUAAGUUAUAAUAAAACACUUAUGAAAGGCUUGUCUGGAACAUUACUCUUGUUAAUCAUUGUAAUUAGAAUUAUUUAAAUUCAUUGACUAUCUCAUUUGCUGGGACACAUGCUGAAUUUGGUCAUUGCUAUUGCAAAGUUUUCCUGACUUAGGAACUUGAGACAUAUAUAAGCAAAAUUUACAAAAGACAGUACCUAUUUUGUGUAUCACCUUCUCUUACAAUUUUCAAACAAAAUCCUUUAAACUGCACAGAAUGGUUGCAAAAAUAUUGAAGUUGUGCACUUGUAUUAUGGAAUUGUUCGAGGAUUUUUUUUCAUUUUCCCAGAGAUGGGAUCAAAAUUUUACAAGCUGAUACCAAUUUUCAUUUUCGACUUUGAACUUCACAGAAAGUUUGCAAACGUAUUGAGGUUGUUCACCUCUCAUUAUGGAGUUGUAUAAUGUUUUAACCAUUGUUUAUAUAUUACAUUUCCAUAUAUUCAAAUUCAGUAAAGAAGAUUCUUCAUUGUUUAAAAAGCAUUCUGUGCCACCCUGCCAUUAGAGUCUUUGCUAUGUUUUUCUCUCUGUUUUAAAUGGUUCCUCACAGAUUAUUACCUGGUAUAGAACUUGUAGUAACACUUUAUUGUACUUCAUUAAUUGUCAUGUGAACAACUUGUGAAAUGACUAAUUUUGAUUUUCUAUAAUUUUAGUUGAAGAUUUGUAAGUGAAAUAAUUUCAUGAAGUAUAAUUUGCCAAAUGUUUAUUUGAACACAGGAGUUGUUUCUACCAUCUAUGGUUUCAUUGAUUAUUUAAAGUCCAGUGGUCUGGUUUCAUUGAUUAAUUGAUUAUUUAAAGUCCAGUGGUCUGUGGUUUCAUUGAUUAAUUGAUUAUUUAAUGUCCAGUGGUCAGUGGUUUCAUUUAAAAUGCUCACAUAAACACUAUAUUGCGUUACUUUUUUUAAAAUUUGGAUACCUUAUAAAAUAAAAGUUAUGUUAUCCUAAACUACCAAUUUAUACCCCGGUGACUUAAGUUAAACUUUACCUCCUAGUUCAGUGUUUGGAUACUAAGUGACCUAAAAUUAUAAAGCUUGGUGCAAAAAUGCAUCUAGAUGGAUGUAACAGUCUCCAAACUAAAGUGGGUUAUAUUUAAUGCGCCAGUUCAGUUCUCAUUUACCACAAGCAACAUGCAGUCAGUAUCCUAGUUCUGAAUUAAAACGUCAAUGAAAUAUUAGCCACUGGACAUUGAACAAACAUCAGACAAGCAAUCAAUUAACAACAGCUUCCCUUUAAAAUUAAGUCAUUCUGACCAACAAUGUAGACUUCUCUGAUGAAUUUACAUAGUUUAUAUCCCAGUAACCUAUCCUGCAGCUUUCUUGAUGCAUGUUAUGAGAUCAAAGACUUGUCAAAAUGUUUUUCAGUUUUUACAAUAAAUUGGGGUAAAGUUUUUAUCGUGUCUACUAUUUUUUUUUUUAAAUAACCAUUGAAAAUGCAAGAAAAGGUUUUUGACCAAGGUUUUUUUUAUAAUUUUGUACUGUUUUGAAAACCAUAUUUUUUUGGAGUAUGAUUUAUCUUUAAAUGAUGUAACCACAUAAGCUAUUGUUUCAUGUCAUUAUAGACAGCAUGUAUGUAUUACAGACGAAUGUAUUUAGUAGUUUUCUUUUGAAAGAUUUGUACUGAAAAUUUUAAUGGAAAUAUAUUUUGAUGAAUUUUGUUAGUUUUUUGUGAAAUAUUUUUGAGGAUUAUCGAGUACACAGUUUUGAGAAAUGUUAUUUUAUUUAAAUUCCAUCAGAUUUGAUGAUUUCUUUAAAGUAAAAUAUGAUUAGAUGAAGUUGAAAGGAAUGGACAAUGACCAUAAAAUAAAAUUAUAGAUAAAAAGUAAAAAUGAAAGAGGGUUUAUUCUUAUAGUAUCUGAGAGUAUAUCCUUACUAGUACAAAAUGUAUCAUUAAAUAUUUCUAAUUGUUUAUUGUAUUGGUGCUACUUAAAAUGUAAUGAAAAGAAAGUAGAAAAUACACUAUAAAUGUUUAUGUUUUCAAUGUUACUUAAUCAUUAGAUUUCAAACUUAUUUUCUCCUGUAUUUUAUAAGAGUUAAAAGUUUUGAUUCUUAGUUUUAAGGUAUCAUGACCAUAUCACAUGAUUAUUUUAAACGACUCAGAUGUACGAUGCAAAGCAUGAAUAGUUUAGGAUCAUUCAAAAAGUUCUGAAACAAUAUUCAUCUUGUAAAUUUCUUGGAUUGAGUCAUACAUUCAGACAGUUUUUACUAUUUGUCUUAUUCAGGAACAUUAAAUCUGGCAAAAAUACAGAUUUUAUAAAUUAUGAUUUGAAUAAUGGUUUUCAAAAACAGUAAAAAUUUUACCACUAGUUUGGUUAUGGUCCUGUGAUCAGUUUCACAAACGUUUUAGGACUAAAGUAGGUAUACUGAAUAGUUCAUGACUUACAAUCAACUUUAGUUGUAAGAUUUUUUGUGAAACUGAUCACUUAUUCUUUAAAAUUUCUCAUAAAAAUGAAACUAAAAAACUUUUGUAUGACAACAUCACAAUAAUUAACCAAUCACAAUUAAAAAUUUGUUCAUAAAUUAAUUAAUAAAAAAGUGAUAGAAAAAUAAAAAAAUAAAUGAAUAAAAAAAAAAAGUUUUGGAGGCACUGUUUUCUAGAUAAUGAAAUGGAUAAUGGACAACCAAAUGAAAAAACAUCUAAUGGUGGCUACAAAUUCAAUUAUUUUUCAUUAAAACCUAGGAACAAAAAUGUCUAAUGAAUUUUAGUUUUGAAUAUUCAUAUAUAUUUUUUCACUACUGACUGAUUCUUAGACAGAUUGGCACUUAAUUAUAAUAUUAUCUGUGGCAAUUACUUGACUAUUUAAAAAAAAUGAUGGUUUAUUUUCAUUCCAGUUUAUUGAAUGUGAUAUUUAGUCAAAAUAAACUGUAUUUGCUGGUCA